CGGGUGUCGGUUUGCGUCGGUUUCCUUUUGAGCCAAGUUCAUCCCAUGGGCGCUUUGUCACCGUGCCACGACGAGACCUCCUAAAAGAUCGGAUCUUACCCCCUGACCGUCAUAUCGAAUGUCGCUCUUGUCCACAUCUCUUAGACGCGGUUCCAGGCUCUUCGCAACAAUGUCCUCUUCUCCACUAAAGGUCGCAGUCCUCGAUGACUACCAGGGCAUUUCGGAACCAAAAUUCAAGGCUUUGGACGCGUCAAAGUACGAAGUCUCCUUCUUCAAGGACACCCUCCGCCCGUAUAACCACCCCGACACUACUCAAGAUGUGAAGGAUCAGCUUGUCAAGAGGCUGGAGCCCUUCACUGUCAUCUCAACAAUGAGAGAACGCACCCCCUUCCCACGCGAGCUCAUCUCCCGCCUCCCUAACCUCAAGCUCCUCCUCACCACCGGCAACCGCAACCUGGGCUUGGACUUGGACGCCUUCAAGGAGCGGGGCAUCCCCGUCGCCGGCGCCGUCGACAAGUCCAACCCAGGCAGCGUCGGUUCCGUCAGCACCACCGAGCACUGCGUCACCAUGAUCCUCGCCGCCGCCCGCAACGUAGCCCAGGACGACCGGGCCGUCAAGACGGGCGGGUGGCAGACCGUUCCCGCCGUCAGCCUACGGGGCAAGACCUUGGGUACUGUUGGCCUGGGCAGACUUGGCGUGGCGGUGGCCAAGAUUAUGAGUGUCGCUUUUGGCAUGAAGGUCGUUGCUUGGAGCAGCAACCUCACGCAGGAGAAGGCGGACGAGCAGGCUGCCAAGGCCGGCUUGCCGGUGGAGGAUGCGCAGACGGGCGAGAAGACGUUCAAGGUGGUCAGCAAGGAGGAGCUGUUUAGUACGGCGGACGUAGUGAGCGUGCAUUUGGUUUUGUCGGAUCGGUCGAAGGGUGGGAUCGCCAAGAAGGAUCUGGAGUUGAUGAAGAAGACGGCCAUCUUUGUGAACACGUCGCGCGGACCGCUCGUGGUCGAGGAGGAUCUGCUCCAAGUGUUGGAGCAGGGCAAGAUCAGGGCGGCGGCGCUGGAUGUGUUCAACUUGGAGCCGUUGCCGUUGGAUAGCAAGUGGAGGACAACCAAGUGGGGAGAGGACGGGCGGAGCAGAGUGCUGCUUACACCCCAUAUGGGGUAUGUUGAGGAGGAUACGCUUUCCGGGUGGUAUGAUCAACAAAUUGAGAACUUGGAGAGAUGGGUGAAGGGCGAGCAGUUGAGUUUGAGCUUGUAUUAGGUCGAGUUUUUGGAGAUGGAUAAUCAACAAGUAUUAUCGGCCCCCAUUCUUCGCUGGCAGCAGGCUGAUGAGCAUCGCGUAUAGCGAAAGCAGACGAUAAACCCAGUCUCUUGUGAGCACAAGUCAAUAUCUUGCUCUCUUCGCCGGCCUUGAUGAAGUCUGCUGAACAGGGGCAGGUCUUUCAACUUUUUUCUUGUAGCUUGGGCCUGGCCUUUUUCUGACAUAGUGAGACCCUUGGCCAAAGUCCUUGACGCACUGCGCAAUGUUCCGGUACAGAGGAUGAGCCACCUCACGUCCACCAUCCACCUCAACCGUGAUCAGGUAUUCAGUGCUCUGAUCGACAUUAACCUUUACGUAUGGCUGCGCCGCGUCAUUAGCGUCUUCCCUGUCACUUGCCGCAACCUGUUGCUGAUUGUCCUGGGCCUCCUCGUCUCGAUUUCGCCUUCCCAACAUGUAGCAUUCAUACGCCAAAGACUCGGGCUCUCCUGGGAAGUCGAUGGGCUCCAAGUGACGGAUGGGGUUUUUCUUGGGAUCGACGCCACCGUGGAACAUCAUCCACAGGAAAUUGGAGAUAUACCAUCCCACAAAAGCCUCGGUUUUGACCUUGCGGUCGCGCUUGGCGUGGUAGAUGUUGUAGAGAGCCAGUGCCGUAGCCUCCUUGAGAGCCGCGUUGUACUUUUCCGGAUCGCUCAUUUCCGGCUUGACUUUGAGGAUGUCGGCCAUGACGAUAGAGCGCUGCAGCUUGAUGAUGUUCUGCACUUCUUCCAUGGUGGGCACCUG
Neurospora crassa OR74A is the source of this 2035-nucleotide messenger RNA. RefSeq names its product D-isomer specific 2-hydroxyacid dehydrogenase. The record is from RefSeq and is a predicted model, not a curated record. Gene Ontology annotation, molecular function: NAD binding; oxidoreductase activity, acting on the CH-OH group of donors, NAD or NADP as acceptor. Lineage: Eukaryota; Fungi; Ascomycota; Sordariomycetes; Sordariales; Sordariaceae. The transcript has 2 exons. Bases 119 to 1255 code for a protein of 378 amino acids.